CUGCACUAUUGAGCAACACUAGCUGGUCUGACAAUUUGCAGCCAGUUUUGGCGGUGCCGUGCCAUAUCCGAUCUGUACUGGUCACGAGGGACUUCUCGGACUUGUUGCCAGAUUGGCCAGCGCUGCGUGAGGCGUAGUAACACUGCCUACACUCUCUCCUCCACCUGCUUCCUCCAUCCAUCCUAAUCAAAGGUUCGCAAGAUGGAUCAGUCUACUUCGAAUCGAGAUCUGGUAUCAGACUCUCGAUACAGAUCUCCACAUAAAAGGAAGCAUGGAAACUCGCUCGCCACUCCCGUUAAGAACACACGCGCGAAGCCAACCCCUAAAUCGGGAAAGAAGACGAAAAACGCCGCUGGUCUAACAGACGAUGCUCCUCCUGUUAUUUCACCCUCAAAGGGCAAAUCCUCUAGAGUCAAGAAGACUUCAACUGCUUCCACUGAGGAACGUCGACUGAGGAGGUUUCGCAGUGCCCCUCCAAAGAGUUAUCGUGAACGCUUAGAUCGUGCAAUUAGCCAGCGAAUGUUCGUGGUCGGACAGACCGUCACCGGCACAGACGAGAACCCUGAUCUAGGGUUCGAUAUCGUCGGGUCAACUGGUAACAUUUACAAGACGGUUAUCAGGAAGGAGCCGACCUGCAGUUGCCCAGAUGCGAGAAAUGGCAAUCAAUGCAAGCACAUCUGUUACGUCCUAGCGAAGGUCCUAAAAGCUCCCGCCGAGCUACAAUACCAACUAGCUUUCUUAUCAUCCGAAAUCCGUGAGAUCUACGACAACUCCCCGCUCCGCAAUGUGAAAGACAAGGUCGAGGACCAUGAAACAGAUGGCAAUCGCAAGCCUGUGGAAGGAGAGUGUCCAAUCUGCUUCAUGGAGUUCAACCCAAGCGAGGAAGAAAUCGUUUGGUGCCGCGCAGCCUGCGGCAACAACAUUCACAAGACGUGCUUUCAGCAAUGGGCGGCGACGCAAAAUGCCCAGGGUGUCCGCUGUGUUUACUGUCGCUCACCCUGGGAAAACCAAGAAAUUGAUUGCAAACCUGACAUGAGCCUGGAGCAACUCGUGGGCGAGGGUCAAGUAGGAGAAGACGGGUAUGUCAAUGUGGCAAGACAAGUAGGCUUAUCUGGUGAACGUGGUACGAAGCCGUCCCUACUAUUCAAGUUAUCAUCAGCACUGGGUGCGCCGGCACUUAUCUUAUUCUGCCUGGCGUGAGUACGAUGACGAACUGGAGGAGGAAGUGGAUUGACGUGUUCUUCGCAACUCCGUCUCCAUAAUCUUCCUUGGGGUCAUAAGAUUACGUUACAAGCGGCGUUUAACUGGGAGAUGGAAUAGGUUUAGGGUCAUCUUUGUAUUGGUCUAGUAAUCUUUGGCGUUCGGCUGCCUUAUACCCUACCUAGUUGAGUAUUAUCGGCCUCUUAAUCCAUCAUUAUUGAGAUAAAAUUUGCGGGCGAUAUUUG
Messenger RNA from Aspergillus versicolor CBS 583.65, 1445 nucleotides. RefSeq names its product RING finger protein. Gene Ontology annotation, molecular function: ubiquitin protein ligase activity; zinc ion binding. The record is from RefSeq and is a predicted model, not a curated record. NCBI's taxonomy places the organism in Eukaryota, Fungi, Ascomycota, Eurotiomycetes, Eurotiales, Aspergillaceae. Bases 202 to 1200 code for a protein of 332 amino acids. The transcript has 6 exons.